Molecule: messenger RNA, 462 nt
Organism: Lolium rigidum
Lineage: Eukaryota; Viridiplantae; Streptophyta; Magnoliopsida; Poales; Poaceae
Product: RING-H2 finger protein ATL56-like
Exons: 1
Coding region: 1-462 (153 amino acids)
Molecular function (GO): zinc ion binding
Source: RefSeq, a predicted model, not a curated record
AUGGACGCGGACGACGUGCUGGACUGGUUCCUAUGGGGGUUUCUGAUGGCCCUCCUCGUCCUGCUGGCGCUCAGCGCCGCCCUGGUGCUCGUCGUCGUGAUCGCGGAGCUGGUCCGCCACGUGCGCAAGCGCUGCCAGCUGCUCUCCGUCGAGAGGCUGCUGAAGAGCAUACCGGAUGUCGCGUACAGGCAGAUACCCGACCGAGACGGCGGCGCUGCGUCGGCGGCGGCGGAGGAGGAGGACAAGGAGCUGCGCCGGAGCCAGAGCUCGUGCGUGAUCUGCAUGGCGCAGUACGAGACCGGCGAGCGGUGCAGCGUCCUGCCGGGGUGCGGCCACGUCUUCCACCGGGGCUGCGUCGCGACUUGGCUGCACACCACGCGCACCACCUGCCCGCUCUGCAGGGCCACGAUAGGGGCCGACGCCGUGCCGCGGAAGGGCAACGCCGCCGAGAACAUGGUGUAG